CCCUCGCACCCUAGCAUUUACUUCUAACGUGAAAUUUAAUUUUAUUCCCUGGAACUUAAAGGGAAAUCACCUGAGAGCGUCAUAAUGAGUAUGACGGGACAGGUCAUGAAUCACCUUCUAAUGACUGAUUUGUUUUUCAGGUGCUGCCAAUAUGCUGACGUGUCCCAACUGCCAUCAUGUGCUGGCAGCUCACCCGUGCUGCGGUGUUCCGUCAGUGCCACCAUCCCUGCACGGCCCAUUGCCAACACCAAGUGCCUCCUUCGCCUCGGCGGCUCCCGGCACCCUUAUCAUGGGCACCUCCCUAGGGGCUGUUCCUCUGGGUGUUGGCACUCUGCAGCAGCCGUCCCCUCUAGCAACACCUCACGUCAGUGGACACAUGUUCCAUUUCCCCUCAGUACAGAUGCCAAGUUCUUCAGUUUUCCAGAACACCUGCCCCUCACCGUGUAUUGCGUCAGUGCACUCCCACUGCGUAGGCACCUGCAGAGUCGCCUGCAGUGGCGCCUGGAGGUGGCCAGAUAGUGGAAGUCACAUCGCUACCCAGACAAUAACUUCCCGCAUGCACACAUCUGGUGGGGGUAUAGUUGACGAGAGUACAGCUACCAAGAUGUAUCGGGGAGAUAUACAGGACAGUUUCAGUAGUGUGAGAGACGGGGAUGAGGUUCAGGCGCUGAGUGCAACCAGACAGGCUCUAGUAAAGAGUGGUUGGUAUUGGGAGCGGUUAUCUUGGCGUCAAGCAGAAACACUCUUGCAGAUCACCAGAUUAGGUACUUUUAUUGUUCGGGACUCAGCAGACACCAGGUUCCUGUACUCACUUAGUGUACAGACAGAGCGGGGACCCACUAGUGUUAGGAUCCAUUACACUGGUGGUAAGUUUCGCCUUGACUGUGAGUCACACAUGACUUCAAAAGUCCCUGAAUUCUCUCAUGUUAUCACCCUUAUUGAGCAUUACAUACGUUUAAAUCGCAAGCUACAGCGGCAUGUCUGGGUAGACGCAGAGGGUAAGAUGUACUCCCCAAUCACUAUUAGACAGCCUCUCAGACGGUCAGUACCACCACUGAAGCAUCUGUGUCGCUUGUCAAUUAACCAGUCAUUUCACCGCUCAUGUAGCACUGUGUGCCUCCCUCCAACUCUCUCUCAGUAUAUUAAUGAGUACCCUUUCUGGUGCUAAUGACGAAAGGGAGUUUUCAGUAAGUUACCUCAGCCUUGCUUGACAAGCUCGGUAUGUACUAAUAAAGUCCAUUUUAUUCUCUCAAACAUUCUGGGACGUCAUUGAUGGUAUCUGGGCACUUAUUAAUUAAAACGUAAAUUCAACACUAACCUAUAGUGAUAACCACUUUGUUGGUUAUGGACAUUACAUAUAUAUUUGGGUAGCAUAGCAAACACGUUGAAAAUACAUGUGUGAUCUCCAGCCGACAGCAUGUUAGGUUCUAGCUCAGUGAGGCUGGAGACAAGCAGUACAUGUACGUAAAUGUGUAACGUUCAAAAGAGUGGGCAUGAGGAUUUAAUAAAGCCAAGAAAGAGUUUCUGCCGUAAAACGCUAAGCGGUUAACACACCCUGACGCAAGAGUGAUGCAACAACGCAAAUUCCUUGACGCAGCUCUGGUGGCACUCCUCAUAACCAAAUUGGCGGUAGAAGAGCAGCACAAAAGUCAAGGUACAACAAGGCUCAUCAGCCCAGUUUAUAUCAUUAUUGCUGCCAGUGAGUUGCACGAGAAACACUGUCCGACCAGCACACAUCUGGUGCUCGUAACAAGCGUUAGUGAUCAUUACACGCUUUCAGUUUUUUUUAACUAUUUAGUUUCGAGACGAUCUUAUAAACAAAAUAGAUUUUUAAUAUGAUUAAGAGAAAACUAAAUUAUUGCUUAACGUGCAUUAGCCACGUAUGAUUUACAAUGUAUAAAUCUAAUAUACAUACAGAGUCUUAAACCAAUUUGCGUUCUAAUAUUUAGUGACUCACAAUUAUCAGGGAUUUGGAAUGUUUAUAACCAGUGAUCUGAGAAGAUGUUUAAUUUCUCAUAUGUUUAAGAUGUUUUCGUCGUCACAAGCCACCUUAUGAGCUUCCAAGUAAAUCUAAUUGAAAUAUCUUUGAGUUCUAUGUAAUGGUAUUUUAAAAUGUUAAAUUAUUCCUGCAGAUAAUGUUAUGGCAAUGUUAAUUAUGUAACUUUUUUUUCAUACAUAUUUUCUUUUAUCCUCAAUGUAUGAAACAUACAAUAAUGUGAACCUCACGUUGAUGGCAGACACUUGUAAGAAUGCAGGUUAAAUAUAUGAAAAAAAUUGUCAAAUUUCUAUAAUUCAACAAUUAUUAUUAUUAUUAUUACUAUUAUUAUUAUCAUCAUCAUCAUCUGCUGCUUUAAAAGAAAUGAAACAUAUCAUAUUGUUUUCCAUUGAUAAAAUAUAAUUAUCAGUCUACAAUAGUUAUCACUCUCAAGGUUAACGUUGUAAAGAUAAUCAUUAGGUUCGUAUCUUUUAUAUUAGUUUAUAUACUAAUAAGGAAACAGGUGUAAUUCCAGUGGCUUGCAGCUUAGUUUUUCAAUAAAGAUAAAGUCUAUAUCUUAAGAGAAGUGUCUUAUGGUCAAUAAUGUUCCCUAAUUACUGAUAAGUUGUGUAUGUGUUCUUGUGUUUCUUUCAGUACAAAAGUUGUUUGAGAAAACUAUUUUCGUGGAGACAGACGAAGUGUAACUAAACACUGACAUUUCUUCACUAAAAUCUUCCUCUUCAUGAUUUAAAUACAGAAAGGAGAGUAUUAUAAGUAGAAAAAUUCUUCUGGUAAUUAAUCAGUUUGUAAAUUCUAGGAUGGAAAAAUGCUUUAAUAAUUUAAUUUGCUAAAGUCUUGUCUCCAUUAAUUAAUUAAUUAAUGCUUCCAUUUUCAUGCUUGUAUAUAUUCUUGUAAAGUUUUAUCUAAUGAUACUGAUGUAAAUAUACGGAAUUUCUGUGGGCUGAACAUAUCCAGUGUUUCGAUAUAUUGUAAUGGUAAUGCCAAAAGUAAUAACUUUUUUAAUGUAUUGAAAUUUCUUGAUAGGCAUUGGUGGCUAAAUAUAUAUAUUGAUUAUUUUCAGUAUUCUGUGUAAAAUUUCAUAUAGUCUUAGAUAGUUUAAACCAAGUUGCAUCCAUUUAUGAGGUGCCAAAUCAAAAGAGAAUUUAGUUUUCUUAUAACCAAUGAUAUGUCGUAUGUCCUCUGUGUAAUAUUUAGACCUGUUCCCCUCUUAUAUAUAGUGUAUUAAGAUAACUCUAUGUAAAUAUACUCCAACCUCUCUUACACUGUAAGAUAAUCAUGUUAUGUUUUUAUAUUUAACUGUAUUUUUAUAGAUUUUGUGAUUGAUCUAAUAAUGUGUGAGCACAUUCAGACUGGAGGGACCAGAGUGUCAUGGCGGAGAGACUGGUUGGUGAUUUAGUAAUGUGUGAGCACAUUCAGAAAGGAGGGAUCAGAGUGUCAAUGACGUAGAGACUGACUUGACAUAAAGCAAUUGCCUCUAGAUACUAGAAUAAUUUAAUGUUAUUUAUACAGGGUUUUGUAAAUACUAAUUUAAUCUGCCUAUAAAUAAACUCUUCCAUUUUUACAUAAUAUUCACAAACUGAUUAUUGCUCGACAUUACCUCCUGCAGUAAUUAUGACUCCUAAUUCCAUACCUUCUAAGAUAAGGUCAACCACAAACCAGUAUUAAAUGCCUCUUUCCUACCAGUGACUUAGUAACUUGACUCACGAAAUCGUAAUGACACGAUUGCAAACCAUACCACGGGUGAGGUUAGAACCC
Molecule: messenger RNA, 3751 nt
Organism: Cherax quadricarinatus
Lineage: Eukaryota; Metazoa; Arthropoda; Malacostraca; Decapoda; Parastacidae
Product: suppressor of cytokine signaling 2-like
Biological process (GO): phosphatidylinositol phosphate biosynthetic process; intracellular signal transduction
Cellular component (GO): phosphatidylinositol 3-kinase complex
Molecular function (GO): 1-phosphatidylinositol-3-kinase regulator activity
Source: RefSeq, a predicted model, not a curated record